Molecule: messenger RNA, 3780 nt
Organism: Scophthalmus maximus (turbot)
Lineage: Eukaryota; Metazoa; Chordata; Actinopteri; Pleuronectiformes; Scophthalmidae
Gene: rnf130
Product: ring finger protein 130
Exons: 10
Coding region: 70-1779 (569 amino acids)
Source: RefSeq, a predicted model, not a curated record
AGACAGACAGGCGUCUCUCUCAUCACACACGCGCCCCGUCUCCCGCCUCCUCGUGCCGUGGCUCUGCGCAUGCGCAGUGCCUCCCAAACUGAGCCAGAGACGGGGCUGGAGCCUCCGCACCAUCCAGGCGCUACCGGGAACCAACCGGGACAAAGCACCGAUCAACAACAAGGACCCGUCACCGACAACCAUCGAGCCCCGGCGGACCUUCAACGGGCUCUGACGGGGGAGCGGGCUGGAGGAGAGGGAGGCGGGUCGGGACCGGGAGCCCGUUCACGACACUUAACAAGACCCAGCUGGACACUGCAGGAGACAGCUGGACACUGCAGGAGACAGCUGGACACAGCUGGACGCUGCAGGAGACAGCUGGACACUCCAGGAGACAGCUGGACACUGCAGGAGACAGCUGGACCCUACAGGACACAGCUGCAGGACACAGCUGGACACUGCAGGACACAGCAGGAGACAGCUGGACGCUGCAGGAGACAGCUGGACCCUACGGCACACAGCUGCAGGACGCUGCAGUCCUCAGGAGGAAAGGAAGUCCUGGUCCUGAUCCUCGUCAAGGUCCAGGUCCAGGUCCUGACAGGUUCUGUGUCGGCAGCUCGCUCUGACAGAAACAUGGUGUCAGAGGAGUAUGUGGGCGCCACAGUGAACGCCACAGUGCUGGACGGACGAGGAAACACCAUUCACAUGAUGAGCAGCGACGAUGGGACGUACGGACAGAACUCACCCAAAGUGGACACCAGGGGCGUCAUCAUCGCACCUGCACCGCACCACGGAGUGGUGGACCGUCAGGGCUGCGACCCCAACACUCGUUUCCUGGUUCCUCCACGCAGCGUCCACUGGGUGGCACUGCUGCAGAGAGGAAACUGCACCUUCAAAGAGAAAAUCCUAAAGGCGGCUGCCUACAACGCCACGGGCGUCCUCAUCUACAACAACUCCACCGACAAGACGGUCAAGAUGGGACACGAAGGUACUGGUGACACGGUGGCGGUGAUGAUCACAGAGGGGUACGGUAAGGAGAUUCUGGCUCACCUGGACCGGAACCUGACGGUCACGGUCUCAGUGGUCGUGGGUCAACGUGGUCCCACCAGAAACAUCAACCGAGGCUCGCUGGUCUUUGUCUCCAUCUCCUUCAUCGUCCUCAUGAUCAUCUCGUCGGCCUGGCUCAUCUUCUACUUCAUCCAGAAGAUCCGCUACACCAGCGCCAGGGACCGCAGCCAGCGUCGUCUUGGUGACGCAGCUAAGAAAGCAAUGGGCAAGUUGACGACCAGGACGGUAAAGAAAGGAGACAAGGAAACGGACCCUGACUUUAACCACUGUGCGGUCUGUAUUGAGUCGUACCAGCUGAACGAUGUGGUUCGGAUUCUUCCCUGCAAACACGUCUUCCAUAAAGUGUGUGUGGAUCCGUGGCUGAACGAACACUGCACGUGUCCCAUGUGUAAACUCAACAUCCUCAAAGCUCUCGGCAUCAUGACCAGUCUUCCCUGUGUGGACAGCGUGGUUUUGGACGUGGAGCGUCUGGGUGUCAGUCAGGCGUCCAGCAGCCAGAGGGCGCCGCUGGGUGAUGGCAAUCAGCCGUCCAUCAGCCUGGAACCACUCAACUCCCCCCACCCUGAGGCCACGCCCAGAACACCAGCUGACAUCACCGUCGCCGUGACCAGUGAGAAUGCAACGCAAAGCAACUCCUUGUCAAUGCUUAAAUCAGACAACUUGAAUCAGCGGUGGACACUUUUUCAACAGGAACUCCAUGUCUCCUCGCAGUAUCGUCUGUGAGAUGGAGCUGCCAGACAUUCAGGCCUCGCUCGACCUCUACGACGACAACAAGUCAUGAGGCCCAUCGUCAUGGCUACAACCCUCCCAUCACCACCACUACCCCUGGACCGGCUGAUGAAGGAAGUGUUUCCUUUUGGGAGGGGUCUGAUAACGACAACCUGGAUGGACCUUUGAGCAUUAAUUCGAUCAGACGAUCUUCAGACGGAACGUGGACGCUGGUCUCUGCUCUCAGUUUAGACUCGUUGGCUUGACACUUUCAUUUUUUUAUUUGCCCAAAAAGUGAAGGAACCAGAGCUGCUGGUCGAUCAUCAAAAAGACGUUUUCAGACAAAUGAUCCAGACAACUGAUAUUAGCCCAAGAACCAUAGCCGGAACUAGGUUCCUCUGGUAGAACUUGAAGCCAUGUUGUUGUUGAGUUACUGAAAAGGUUCUCUAGUACCUAAAAACAUUCUUUUGUUCUUCGGAAAGGGUUCCUGGAAUUCCAAAAGGUUUCCCUCAAAGGCUCCUGGGCAACAAAUAAUGUACAUGGGUCCUUGGAAACCUUCCACAACUCAAACAGUUCUUGAAAGGUUUCUCGGUGCUUGAGUAGGUUCCAGAUCUUCUGUUCCUUGGUUCUGAAAGGUCUCUUAUUUUAUGGAACAAUUUCCUGUGAUAAGAUCCUAAAGAGUUUCUUGGGUUCCUGAUAAAGUUUCAUCAAGAGUUUCCUGAAAAACUUUCUCAGCACCUAAACAGGUUACCUAAAGUGUUAAUUGGAUCCUCAAAGGCCUCCUGGGUUCUUGGAAAAGAACAUGAGAUGCUUCAUGCGAUGCUUCACCUCAUGAAAGAGUUCCUGGAAAUGCCUAAAGGUUCUUUUGUUUCUUAGUUCCUGAAAUGCUUCCCAGAAAAAGACCCUUAAGAGCUUCUUAAAUUCCUAAAAGUUACCUGGGUUUUUGCUUUCUUAAGAUUACAAACACUUUCCUGAGGUCCUUGAGCACUUGAAAAAAAGUUCCUAAAAUGUUCUGGUGAAGCUACUGAGUGCCUAAAGGUACAUGGAAAGGCACUUGGUGUCUGAUGGGGUUCCUGUAUUCUUGGAAGUCUUUUAAAAGAUUGGUUCUGGGAACGUUUCUGAGGUCAUAAAGAGGUUCCGAUGUCAUCAAAGCAACAAACAGUACAGGUUCCCAACAUGUGCCGUGAAGUUGUGAAGGGGUUCUUGUGUUCCAGAGGUGUCAACCAUAGACUGCCUCACCCGAAGGUUAAUGAACCUGACAGAACCAGAGCAGUCAGUCAUUACUCUGGAACUUGACCUCCUGAUUGGCUGGCUGAUGAUUACUUCAAACAGACACGGCUGGCCUCCAGUCAGACUCUGAAGACCUGGACCAAAGCUCCUCGCCUGUAAAUACUGACUGUGGAGUUUAUUAUCAAACUGGAACCUGGACCUGAACCUCUGGAAGAAACAAUCAUGUGAACUUUAACAAUGUCAAUUCCCCUGUAGCAAAAAUUCCUUUGAUUUAAAGAAACAGUCCAACAUUUCAGUAAACCUCCUGUGGUCUGUUGAGUGGAGUUCCUCAGGGAACCGUACUUGAUCCUCCAAUAUUCUAAUUACAGUUAGCUUAGCACAAAGCUAAGCACCUGGUGGUAACAUCUGAGACCUUGUCACACCUGGUGGUUUCAUCUCACACCUUCAGCUGUCACCAGACCAGGUCACAAUGCUCUCUUCCUAUUGGCUCACAGACCUGAUCAGGUGUCUGUCCAGCAGAGGGUUUCCUGAAGUUACGGACUGCUCCUUUUAAAAUGUAUUAAACAGCUUCUGAAUUACUCUGCGUGUAAUAAUCAAUUAUGAACAGUAUUAUACAAUCUAUAACCAAUCGAUCGAUCAAUAUUAUCUCUGAAGUGACCUGAUCAAUCAGACACCUCAGCUUGUCUCUGUCACAUGGUACUGAUGAUGAUGAUGAUGAUGAAGAAUGUCUCAGUUCAGUGUCUUUACUGCCUAAACAUUAAAGUGUCAUUACUGUCUUUAACACCA